Electrophorus electricus (electric eel) is the source of this 1897-nucleotide messenger RNA. Its product is annotated as UDP-glucuronosyltransferase 2C1-like. Lineage: Eukaryota; Metazoa; Chordata; Actinopteri; Gymnotiformes; Gymnotidae. The record is from RefSeq and is a predicted model, not a curated record. Gene Ontology annotation, molecular function: glucuronosyltransferase activity.
AUGUCUGAAUGUGGGAGAACUGCUCUCAGUAUAUUGCUCCUGCUCACUGUGGCCCAGGCUCCACUGGAUGUGACAGCAGGGAAGAUCCUCGUCUGGCCAGGGGAAUUCAGCCACUGGCUCAACAUCAAAGUCAUCAUAGAUGAACUAAUAUCCAGAGGACACAGUGUGACUGUUGUUACCCACAGUGCUACACCAUCUGUAAAGACAACUGAGCAUCCGGGCUACAAUGUGGAGGUAAUACAGGUACCUUACACCAAGCAGCAUAUCAUUGACAUCAUGUACAGAUUUCGAAGGUACUGGACAUACGAUCUGCCCAAAGAUAACAUUCUCCAGGCAUCUCUAAAGCUCAAGGAGCUGACUGAUGUGACCAUGGAACAUAAAACGAUACUGUGCAGGAAGCUCUUUGCACAUGGAGAUCUCCUAGAGAAGUGGAGUAAGGAACAGUUUGAUGUUCUUCUGACAGACCCCAUGACUAUGUGUGGAGAACUGCUGGCACAGAAGUUGAACCUGCCAUUUAUCAUCAGUCUGAGGUUCUCAUUUGGAAGUGCUGCAGAGCGACUCUGUGGACAGCUACCAGCACCACCCUCUUAUGUGCCAGGGGUUGGCAUCAAGUACACGGAUCACAUGGGUUUCCUCCAGAGAGUGAAAAACUUUUUAUAUAUCUUCUCCCAAGAUCUUCUGUUUAGUUUUGUGGCUAAAAUAAAAUGGGAUUCUAUAUAUACCGAGAUCAUGGGCAAACCCACAACCCUGUGUGAGACAAUAGGAAAGGCUGACAUCUGGCUGAUCAGAACCUAUUGGGACUUUGAUUAUCCACGACCAUCCUUGCCAAACUUCAAGUUUGUGGGUGGGCUGCACUGCAAGCCUGCAAAGCCUCUGCCUAAAGAGCUGGAAGAAUUUGUUCAGACCUCAGGGGAUGAUGGCAUUGUGGUGUUUUCACUGGGCUCCAUGAUAAAGAAUCUCACCAAAGAGAGAGCCAACACCAUCGCCUCAGCACUUGGGCAGAUCCCUCAAAAGGUCUUGUGGAGAUACACAGGAGAUAAGCCAGAUACUCUCACUCCUAAUACAAGAUUGUAUGACUGGAUUCCCCAGAAUGACUUACUAGGACAUCCUAAAACCAAGGCCUUCAUCACCCAUGGGGGGACUAAUGGGCUGUAUGAAGCUAUUUACCAUGGAGUCCCAAUGGUGGGUUUACCACUGUUUGUUGAUCAGCCAGAUAACAUGAACCACAUGAGAACAAAGGGAGCAGCUGUAAUGCUUGACUUCAACAAAAUGGAGUCCAAAGACCUGAAGGAGGCUCUCACUGAUGUUAUACACAAUCCAUCGUACAAAGAGAACAUAAUGAGACUCUCCCGGAUCCACCAUGACCAACCUAUGAAGCCUCUGGAUCAGGCUGUCUUCUGGAUCGAGUAUGUGAUGCGGAACAAGGGGGCCAAGCACCUGAGGGUAGAAGCCCAUAACCUCACUUGGUACCAGUACUACUGCCUGGACGUGGCUGCCUUUUUACUCUCCAUAACUGCACUGGUCAUGUUCAUCUUUGUGAAAACAUGCAGUUGGCUCUUCCGUAAAUGUUUAAGAAAGACCACAACAAGAAAGAGCAAGAAAGAGUGACUAAGUUAGAGUAUAUCACUGUAUUAGUUAUUAUGGGGUGUAAAAUGCUGUUAAUGUACACUAUAAAUGCAGUAGUUUCCUAUGUGUAAGUUUGAUCUAUUGCAGCGAGUUUUAAUUCCUUGACCAAUCAGAACAGUGAUUUCAGCACAGUGUUUAAAUAAGAUAUGCUUCACUAAUUAUUUUUGUUCAUCUUUGCAUCACUCAAAGGUCAUGGCUUUAUCUGUCUUGUAUAGUGUUUUGCUUUAAACAAAAUAAAAAGUAAAUUUUAUAACUUUUAUUUGUUACAUUA